This is a messenger RNA of Scleropages formosus (Asian bonytongue), 3477 nucleotides long. It is a transcript of the gene kiz, whose product is annotated as kizuna centrosomal protein. Bases 54 to 2267 code for a protein of 737 amino acids. The record is from RefSeq and is a predicted model, not a curated record. NCBI's taxonomy places the organism in Eukaryota, Metazoa, Chordata, Actinopteri, Osteoglossiformes, Osteoglossidae. Gene Ontology annotation, cellular component: centrosome. Gene Ontology annotation, biological process: spindle organization. The transcript has 15 exons.
ACCGGUGUGGCGUCUCGAACGGCGCGGUCCCGAAGGAUGUGCAGAGGCGGUUUAUGGCGUUGUUUGAUGAUCACUACUUGGAGAAAACCGGAGUCCUCCAGGAAAGUCUCUAUCAAAGUGAGAAGAGGAGACUGGAGCUGGAGAGAGAGCUCUUCACAUAUCACACCUCUGAGAAACACAGCGCUCGAGUAAACAAUGCCAAGCUGUGCGGUUACCUGAAGAACAUAUGUGAAAGAGAGAAGCAGGCUAAAAAAAGAAACCUCCAGCUGCUGAAAGAUGCAGAGUACGUGCAGUUGUGUGUGGGAGCAUCCCCCCUAGAUCACAGUACACUCCACCAAAAACAGGUUGAAUGCUGGAAUAAAAUGACACGGCUUUCAGCACUGAGGAAAAGUGAAAAAGCGUCAAGUGCAGAAAGUGUUUCCAAGGGAAAUGUGGUGUUGCGCCCACCUCCAGAUACAUCUUCCAUACAUUAUAUGAAAGACCUGUUCCAGCCUGCUGCAGUCUUCAUGGGUUGCCAGACCUCCGCCGGCUCCAUCGCUGAGCCUCUGGCUUUCAGUACCCAGCUUUCCCAGCCACCGGGACCUCUUCCCAGGCAGAUGCCGUCUUCAUCAGAGCCGUGGGGACACGAUGUUGUAAGCCUUUCCAGAUUUCUGAGGCAAGAUGCCUAUGCCAGGCCGGGUUCUUCCAGCUUUGUUUUAACUGGGAGUGAUUCAACCACUCGUCAGGGUGCAAGUGAGAAAAACGAGAGUGCUGCACCUUUAGUGUUGACGAACCCGGUGCCGCACCAAAGCAUCGAGGCUUUCAUACCUCACGUGUCCUCGAAGGUAUCUCAGGAUAAGGAGGAACCCCAGUCCAUGGCUAAACACCAAGAAGCUCUUGAUGUGAAUGAUCCUGUAAAGGUCUCUUCGAUAUCUGAAAUCAACAAAGAAAAUUCCAGAAGCAUUCCUCAAAUCCUGUCACAUCAGAAUGGAUUUGAGAAACUUGACGAAUAUACAGAAAGCGCCAGUGGCGCAAGCAGCCCUGGUGUGAUCACUGGGAAUGCUGCCGAUGCCAGCAGCGAGCUUCCUCUGUCCCACACUGAAGAUAAAGGCCCUGCUGUAUAUCCUGGGGGCCGCACACCGGAAUCUCCAAUUCCACCUGUGACCUCAGAGAGGGAGAUGUGCGAUACCCCCAGCAUCACUGCACAUGUCGGUACUGGCACAAAAAAGGCAGGAUCGCAGGGCACAGAAGCGUUGCAGGGUUGCAGCGAAGGCUUUUGGCAGGAUGCCGCACAGCUGGAAACAUCUGCAGAGCAGCUUUCCUUGAAGGGAUUCUUUCAUUUACUAAACAGCAUUGAAGGGAGACUUAAUCAAAGGGAAAACAAGCUGUACAAGAUCUCAUCAGUCAGCAAGGAGAAACUCAACAGUUUGAUAAGCCUUUGUAACGGUGAGGCUGCCUUGAAUGGAGAGGACCUUGAAGCAUGCGGAGCAGUCGUCCUUCACCAGUUUCAGAGGUUGUCAUGGAGCAUGUCAAAAGGAUGCCUAUUACGGCGAGAUAUAGUUAGCGCUCACUGGAUGGCCGCCGACGGGAGGAGAAUAAGGUCCCAUUUACCCCCGGAUGGGGCACUGUUGUGGGAUCGCUGGCUCCAGCACGUGCUUCUGCUGGAGAGCAGCGGCGUCCUCACUGCCAGCGAGGUUGUUGACCUCUUCACACCUCUGUUGGUUCAGACAGAUGCUACUUACGUUGAAGAGGCCAAAGUGCUGGUGAAAAGACUCUUGCCACAAACUCCUGAAGCAAGCCUGUCUUUGAGGGGUGAACAGUCCCCCAAUGACCUGCCCUCUCUCUUCAAUGACAGUGAAGAAGUAUCUUUGGUCGAACCUGCAGAUCUGCUCAGUUCCACAGACACUCGAAAACAAGAACUACAAAGUGCUGAAGAGGACAGCGCCGAAGAAGGCUUUGUGAAAAGUAUUCCUAUUAGAGAGACGAAAGCGUAUCAGCUGCUUAAACAAUCUGCCACGCAGCAGAGGCGGCUGAGCUCUGAAGAACACGAUGAUGGCUCGGAUCUGGAUCUGUCAGGCGAAAGAUGCAUGAAUAGUGCUGGCAAGGAUGUUCUCACAAAAACCAGUCCAACCCCUCAUCAAGAAGUCCAUCAAUUCCGGGCGGAGAGAAUGGUUCCUGCUGUGAAAUCGAAAGCUUUUUGGGGAGAAUCUGACGACAGUGGCAGCGAUAUAGAAGCCGCGCUGCGUCCAGCAUCUCGCCACGACGACGACUUUGAUUUUUCAGACUGAUUGGAAGAGGCCGUGAACGAGGCUGAACGUUUGAAAUGUUCCUCAUGCAGGAAUGUGUGUCAUCAAGUGUUUACCAUUAGCAUUACAAAACGUUUCUCCUCUUUGCUGCUUUUUACAUGUGUCUUCAAGUAAUGUUUACGUUCUGGUUUUCCCUCCAAUUUUCUGCUGUUUUGAAGCAGCAGAUGAACCAAUAAUAUCAUGAGCAGUGUUGAGAAAUGACACGGAAAGAGAAAAUUCCUCAGCCUGGUCACUCUAUGUUGAGUCAAAUUGCAAAUCGACAUGCUUAAGGAAUAUUAUUAAUGCUUUUCAUUUAACCAAUGCUAUGUUAAACAUUUGUGAAGGCAUGUCAUUCUCUGCAGAACUAAAAGCGCUGGCAUCCAGUGCAUCAGCGUGAUUCCAUUAGUCAGCUUUUAGGUGACUUUAUGUGCCUGAGCCGUCUAAAGUAGGACUCUACAGUCAUUACCAGUAAUGGCUGCGGGCUGCCUUGACCCAACACGCAAAGUGUACGUGUCUGGAUAAUUUUGAGUUUGCUAAAAAGCUCCCCUCACAUAAUAUCCAUGUUAAGGAGCAUGUCAACAGACACUUGUGCACGCCGAUAGCUCUGUGAGAGCCGAGUUAUAUUGUACUAAUAUGUAACAACACAAUAAACAUUUUUUAAGAGAACUUUUCCUGAUCAGUUCGUCCCCGUGAGACAGUGUUCACUGGAGUUGUGCUUUUAGCCCUUUGCUUGAUGCUAGCUGGGAAAUCAUUAAAAUCCAUGGUAGGAAUUUGCCAUCGCUGUCAGAUUUGCUGCACACUCUUCUCAUUUUUGAAGGCAAGCACUGAGCAUUGAGGGGUAUCAUUAGCGGGAAUAUUACUCCAGGAAUACGUUAACAGAACAAAGUUCCUAUAUUGUCGCUCCAAUUCUUGUAGAUUAAAAAGAAAAAUCUAAAAUUACUCGGCUGAUAGAUCCGCAAAUAAAUAAGAGUGAUUUGCAUUUUUACCACAUUGGUUUGCCCAACAUUUUCAGCUUGAGGGGCAAUUUUGUAAUCAUAGUGUAUGAUAGCGGACUGAAAAUGUUAUGCUGCAGAAUUCCUCGCUCUGUUGUGAACUAAUUUUACAUUCUAAAUGUAUAUGUCCCUGAUAUAAUGUCUCAUUUACCUAAUAUCUGUUGAUGAACAAUAACAGCAAAAUACAGGGGCAAAGGUUGAAAAUGGACAGAACAAAUGUA